This is a messenger RNA of Erythranthe guttata (spotted monkey flower), 1235 nucleotides long. Its product is annotated as chitinase 10. The record is from RefSeq and is a predicted model, not a curated record. Lineage: Eukaryota; Viridiplantae; Streptophyta; Magnoliopsida; Lamiales; Phrymaceae. Gene Ontology annotation, molecular function: chitinase activity. Gene Ontology annotation, biological process: chitin catabolic process; carbohydrate metabolic process; cell wall macromolecule catabolic process.
CCAACCAUGACUAGGUCAAAUCUUUGGGAUCACAUAUUCACAUUGCCAGUGUAGUGGACCAUAAUCUUAUAUAAUAACAAUUUUCUGUAAUGGAUUUGAAACAGAUGAUGGAACUUUGACCGCUGACUUGUUCAUUAAAAAUUUAAUUCAUGGCAAUGUUAAUUAUAUAUAUAUGGAAGGGGUUGCUGGAACCAAUUACCAGUGUGCAUGAAUGGAUCUUCUACUUGUUCAUACAUAAACUGAUAAACACACACAUCAACAGAUAUAAUGAUGAGGGUGAUGAGUAUGGUAUUAUAUUGUCGCUGUUUGGUGUUAAUGAUGAUGAUUUCGAUGGUGUGUUGCGGAAAGAGCUCAAUUUCGUCGCUAAUUAGCAGGCAGGUCUUUGAUUCCAUGUUCCUCCACAAGGACAACAUUGCCUGCCCUGCUAAAGAUUUCUACACUUACGAUUCUUUGUUGCAAGCAUCCACCUGCUUCCCAAGAUUCGGCAACACCGGGAGUUUGACCACCAGGAAGCGUGAAAUCGCUGCAUUUCUUGCCCAGGUGUCCCACGAGACCACCGGUGGAUGGCCCACUGCACCCGACGGGCCCUACUCAUGGGGCCUCUGCUUCAAAGAGGAGGUCUCCCCUCAGACCAAUUACUGCGACUCCACCAACACUCAGUGGCCUUGCUCUCCCGGUGUCUCUUACAAAGGCAGAGGCCCCAUUCAACUCUCCUGGAACUACAACUAUGGACCUGCAGGACGUGCCUUGGGAUUUGACGGCCUUGGAAACCCGGAAUUAGUAUCCAACAAUUCGGUCAUCUCAUGGAAAACAGCUCUCUGGUUUUGGAUGACGGAGCAGAAGCCCAAGCCCUCUUGCCAUAACGUCAUGGUUGGACGCUACAUCCCCACUAAGCAGGAUUUGGCUGCCAAUCGGACUGCUCCAGCUGGCUUUGGUCUCGUCACCAACAUCAUCAACGGUGGCCUCGAAUGUGGUAUUCCCACUGAUGCACGUGUCUCAGAUCGCAUUGGAUACUUCCAACGAUAUGCCAACAUCUUCAAUGUUCACACCGGACCUAACUUGGAUUGCCAGUAUCAGAAACACUUCUGAAUUAUUAUUAUUAUUACCACUUAUUACUAAUAAUAAUAUUAAUCAUGUUUCAACACCACUCUGUUUGUUUGUCUUCUUUCCAGCUUCAAUAGCUCACUCACCCGCAUCUUCAGUAACCGCCAGAAAACUAAUGCCAACCAUUUUGU